Messenger RNA from Scomber scombrus (Atlantic mackerel), 3753 nucleotides. Its product is annotated as disks large homolog 1-like. Gene Ontology annotation, molecular function: protein binding. Bases 37 to 3753 code for a protein of 1238 amino acids. Lineage: Eukaryota; Metazoa; Chordata; Actinopteri; Scombriformes; Scombridae. Gene Ontology annotation, biological process: chemical synaptic transmission; neurotransmitter receptor localization to postsynaptic specialization membrane. The transcript is spliced from 26 exons. Gene Ontology annotation, cellular component: postsynaptic density membrane; neuron projection; neuromuscular junction. The record is from RefSeq and is a predicted model, not a curated record.
CCCUGGGGAGGAGGAGGACUGAGAGUGACUGUCACCAUGCCUGUGCGACAGAAAGAUGCUCAGCGAGCCCUAGAGCUUUUGCAGCAGUACCGGGCCAAACUAGACCAGAGGCAGCAGAGUCAGAACCGGACCAAACAAGGCUCUGUGGAGGAAGACAGCCAGCUGCAGCAGUCUCUGGACAGAGUCAUCAAUGUUUUCCAGAGCCAGCUCUUCAGCGCCCUGCUUGACAUCCAGGAGUACUAUGAAUUGACUCUUCUUGCAGACAGCAAGUGCUCUGUGGACCAGAUCGACAGUCAAGUGAACCCUGCUGCGUCCUGCAUCCAGCCCGAAGAGCCCACAGUCCAGCCACAGCCACAGCCAACCUCUGGUGCCCUUAGCCCUCAGGCUUCUGUGGAUUCAUCCGAGUACAAACCUCUAAUCCCCAAACGCAAGUCAAUCAAGUACCCUGCUCCUCCAAUCCCAUCUGGAUUACCUGCAUCAAAUCCAUCUUCCCCUACAACACAGUCCAGCACGCCUCAGUCACAGCCAGCCAAGAUCAAGUACCGUGCCCCUCUUCCUCCUGUCCAGCCUGGGGUCUCCAACUCCACAGCAGAGGAGACCUCUAAUCCAUCCUCUCCCUCUGCUGGAGUUACAGUUAAUGGUUUUGAAACCUCAUCCAUAAAAACGCCUACUCAAGUAUCAGUAAAUGGAACAAAGCCACAUCUUGCUUCCACCAACUCUAGUGUUUCUUUAGAAAGCUCUAGUACCUCUGCCAGUCUACAAACCGAUCCUGCCUCUCCUGACCUCAAUCUGGAGACUGUCUCAGCCCUUGUCUCCAGCACCAUCCAAGGCCUUGUAUCUCCAACCACUUUAGACAAAUUCACUCCCACCAUCACCACUCCAAGCACCAGCCCAGGUCCCAACAGAGUCACAGAUAGUGCCAUCAUCUCUACGGCUCUUACCACCAGCAAUGACCCAGGCAUAGACAAAGUCACUCCCAGCCAGAGUCCAACCAGCCUCAACCAGGAAAAAUUUACCUUUGGCAGCUGUAGCCCCACAGGUUCUCCAGGCCCACUGAACAAAGGGUCUCAUCUAAGUCCAACCAGCCCUGGGCCAUUAAAGGUCACAUCCGCCAGCCCUACUCAUGGUCUAGCCAGCCCCAGGCCAGCUACAAGCCCACUGACCCCCAACAAGAAGUAUCGAUAUCAAGAAGAGGAAGGGGCGUCACCAGGCGCCCCAAAACUUCACCAACACCCCUGCCAUCAGCACCCAAUGGGAGUAGCCAGAGAGCUGAGUGAUGGAGGGACCCUGGGUAGGGAGGGGAGGGAGCGGGGGACCUGGAGGAGAGAGGGAGGGGGCACCGGGACCAUGGAGAGAGAAAGGGAACGAUCACUGGGGAGGGACGGAUCCCUUGGUCGUCACGGUGACCUGCGGGGCGCAGAGCUGGUUCAGGUGGCGGAGCGGCAGCUGUCUCAGAUUCAACAUGUUCACGGAUAUGUCACUCACACACACAUCACGCCAGCUCAGGUAGAAUCUCCUGAGGUACCAUUUGAUGACGAGGCGUGGCCUCACCAAGAGGGAGAGAGGCUGAAUGAAGUCCCAGCCCCACCUUUCUCCUCCCUCUAUUCGCAAAGCCACGCCUACUACCAGGCCAACCCCCCUCCAGUGGUGGUCAACACCGACAGCGUUGACACACCCCCUUAUGUCAAUGGAACAGAAGCAGACUUUGAGUAUGAAGAAAUCACGCUGGAGCGGGGCAACUCAGGCCUGGGGUUCAGUAUUGCAGGAGGGACUGAUAACCCCCACAUUGGAGAAGACCCCUCCAUCUUCAUCACCAAGAUUAUACCUGGAGGGGCAGCAGCCCAGAAUGGACGACUCAGGGUGAAUGACUGUAUAGUCCGAGUAAAUGAGACAGACGUCAGGGAUGUGACCCACAGCGGGGCUGUGGAGGCACUGAAGGAUGCAGGAGGUCUGGUCAGACUGUGUAUACGGCGAAGGAGGAGUCACACGGAGAGAAUCAUGGAUAUCAAGCUGGUGAAGGGGCCGAAAGGUUUAGGAUUCAGUAUAGCAGGCGGAGUUGGAAACCAACACGUCCCCGGCGACAACAGUAUCUAUGUGACUAAAGUCAUCGAGGGAGGGGCUGCACACAAAGACGGACGGCUACAAAUAGGGGACAAACUUGUAGCUGUGAAUGCCUCCUGUUUGGAGGAGGUAACUCACGAGGAGGCGGUGGCUGCCCUGAAGUCGACUCCUGACGUUGUAUACCUGCGUGUGGCCAAACACACCUCUCUUUUUAUCAAUGACAACUUCCCUCCACCCGACGUCACUAAUUCCUACUCCCCACACCAGGACAACCAUAUAAGCCCCUACAUGAGCGGCAGCCAGUCUGUAAGCCCCGCCCCAUUGACCACACCCAGAUACUCACCCCUGCCCAGGGCCAUGACCGGAGACGAUGAUGUUCCCAGGGAUCCCAGGCGGGUGGUGCUCCAGCGAGGGUCUACAGGUCUUGGUUUCAACAUUGUUGGAGGGGAGGAUGGAGAGGGAAUCUUCAUCUCCUUCAUUCUGGCAGGAGGUCCAGCUGAUCUCUGUGGGGAACUGCGCAAAGGAGACCGCAUCCUCUCGGUGAACGGCGUGGACCUGUCCAGUGCGACACAUGAGCAAGCAGCCGCAGCUCUGAAAAAUGCAGGACAGACCGUUACCAUAGUAGCACAGUACAGACCGGAGGAGUACAGUCGUUUCGAGGCGAAGAUCCAUGACCUGAGGGAACAGAUGAUGACCAGCAGUGUCAGUUCCAGCUCCACGUCGCUCCGCUCCACACAGAAACGCACACUUUACGUCAGAGCGUUGUUCGACUAUGAUGGGAGUGCGUCAGACCUGAGCGCGCAGUCCCUGCCGUUUCACUUCGGGGAUAUCCUUCAUGUGAGCAGCGCAGGCGAAGAGGAGUGGUGGCCAGCACGUCACCUCAGCCCCCCGCCCCCAAACUGCCCUGAAGUCGGGGUCAUCCCCAGCCGCAGGAGGGCAGAGAAGAAGGAGAGGUCGAGGUUAAAGACGGUCAGAGUGUCAAGGUCUCAGGAUAGAUCGGAUCAGGAUGAUAAGGAGCUGGUAACCUCUGGCACCAGCGAUAGUGAAAGUUGUUCCUCUGGCCAGGAGGAGACUUUCCUUACCUACCAACCAGUCAUGCAGCAGGAAGUUAAUUACACGCGGCCAGUCAUCAUUCUUGGGCCGAUGAAAGAUCGAGUUAACGAUGACCUCAUCUCCGAGUUCCCUGACAAGUUUGGCUCCUGUGUCCCACACACAACGCGGCCUCGGCGAGACUACGAGGUGGACGGCAGAGAUUAUCACUUCAUGGCCUCCAGAGAACUCAUGGAGCAAGAGAUCCAGGAACACAAGUUCAUCGAGGCCGGCCAGUAUAACAACCAUCUGUAUGGAACCAGCAUACAGUCUGUCAAAGAAGUCGCUGAGAAGGGUAAACAUUGUAUACUGGAUGUAUCAGGGAAUGCGAUAAAGCGCCUCCAGAUGGCAGGCCUCCACCCCAUUGCUAUCUUCAUUAGACCAAGCAAUGUCAACAACAUCCUAGAGAUGAACAAGCGUUUUACUGAGGAGCAGGCGAGGAAGACUUACGACAGAGCUGUCAAACUGGAGCAGGAGUUCACAGAGUACUUCACCGCUAUAGUCCAGGGCUCGUCUCUAGAGGAAGUGUAUUCGCAGGUGAAGCUGAUCAUUGAUGAGCAGUCUGGUCCAUACAUCUGGGUGCCCACCAAGGAGCGGCUCUGA